AUGGAAGAAAUCAGAGAAGUUUGGGGUUCGAAUGUUGAUACAGAGCUGGCGUUCUUCGAUCAGUGUCUAAACCGAUUCAAUUUCCUUUCUUUCGACACAGAGUUUCCGGGUUUCCUUCGAAACACUCCCAGAGAUGCGUCAGAGUGUCUGCGCUACAAUGACUUGAAGUUUAAUGUCGAUUUGACGAAGAUUAUCCAACUGGGUAUCACACUUUCAGAUGGUAACGGUAUUAUCUGUUCAACUUGGGAGUUCAAUUUCAGUGAUUUUGAUCCGGAGAAAGAUGCACAUUCUGAAGAAUCGAUUGAUUUCUUGAGGAAAAACGGCCUUGAUAUUGAGAAAAUCAGAAGGGAUGGGUUGUCAAGCGAAGUUUUUGUACCAAAAUUCAUGGACAUUCUGUCACGGCACAGAAACAUAAAGUGGGUGUCUUUCCAUGGCCUCUAUGAUUUUGCCUAUGUUCUGAAACUGUUGACGGACAAACCCAUGCCAAGAACUGUGUUUGAGUUUGUUGAGGUGGCAUCCAUGGUGUUCGGGUGCGUGUUUGAUAUAAAAUUCAUGGCAAAACACUGUACUGGGUUAUUGGGUGGUGAGAUUGGAUUGAGUAGAGCGGCGAAGAUCUUAGGCGUGGAGAGGAAGGGCGCGGCUCAUAACGCUGGUUCUGACAGUCUGCUAACCGCUUCUGUUUUUGCAAGGAUGAAGAUGAUGCCGGGGUUUCAAGAAGGAGUUUUUACUGGAUGUUUAUACGGUAUCAGUACUCGUAUUGGAAGACGUAUGAAGAUGGUUGUUCCUCGCUAUUCUCAACCUAUGAUUCUUCCCCCCUUCAGGCCUCGUCCAGCAAUUAUCUUCUGUGGAGUACCUGUUAUUCGUCCUGUACCCAAUAUUAUCAUAAAGAAUGUUUGA
This is a messenger RNA of Pistacia vera, 897 nucleotides long. RefSeq names its product putative CCR4-associated factor 1 homolog 8. Gene Ontology annotation, cellular component: CCR4-NOT complex; P-body; CCR4-NOT core complex. The transcript has a single exon. Bases 1 to 897 code for a protein of 298 amino acids. Gene Ontology annotation, molecular function: poly(A)-specific ribonuclease activity; nucleic acid binding. The record is from RefSeq and is a predicted model, not a curated record. NCBI's taxonomy places the organism in Eukaryota, Viridiplantae, Streptophyta, Magnoliopsida, Sapindales, Anacardiaceae.